Molecule: messenger RNA, 1948 nt
Organism: Malania oleifera
Lineage: Eukaryota; Viridiplantae; Streptophyta; Magnoliopsida; Santalales; Ximeniaceae
Product: beta-glucosidase 13-like
Exons: 12
Coding region: 1-1710 (569 amino acids)
Biological process (GO): carbohydrate metabolic process
Molecular function (GO): beta-glucosidase activity
Source: RefSeq, a predicted model, not a curated record
AUGGCUGUGAUGUUAAGUAGCAAAAGCCCAUCCAUGGUGAUGGGUUCGUCGUCGGAGAGAGGAGGAAGUAGAACUCUCUCAUCGUCAUCUCUUAUUGGCCGCAGCAGGAACAUCAUUAAUGUUAAUUAUAAUUAUAUAAGUGGAGGGAGGAGGAAUGUUAACGUUAAGGAUUAUAGUAAUAAGGGGUAUAGUAGUAUCUGGUGUUUGAAAGGACAUGUGGUUCCCCCGCCGGCGGUGCUGGAGAGGCUGCUCAACGGCGGUGUGCCUACCGGCGAUCAACCCUCCUUCACUCCCAUCCCCAAAUCCAAAACCGUCACCAGAAAAGACUUCCCCCCUGAUUUCAAAUUUGGCUGCUCCACCUCUGCCCUCCAGACAGAGGGAGCAGGAGAUGAAGGAGGGAGAGGAGCUAGCACCUGGGAUAGCUUUAUCCAGGAUGGGACGGGAGAUAGAGAUAUUGCUGUUGAUUCCUACCAUCGCUACAAAGAUGAUGUACAAAUUUUGAAGAAGAUGGGGGUUGACACUUAUAGGCUCUCCAUCGCUUGGCCAAGGAUUCUCCCUGAUGGAACUGUGAGUGGUGGAGUAAACCAACAAGGCAUUGAUUUUUACAACAAUUUUAUUGAUGAACUACUGAAAAAUGGGAUAACCCCAUUUGUGACACUCUUCCACUUUGACUUACCGCAAGCAUUACAAAACAAGUACCGAGGCUUCUUGAGUAGUGAGAUUGUGGAUGACUUCAAAGCCUAUGCAGACCUCUGUUUCAAAACCUUUGGGGACCGAGUGAAGCACUGGACAACCAUCAAUGAGCCUCAAGUGUUUGGGCAGUAUGGCUAUAAAGUUGGAAUGCCCUCUGACCCUAAUGCAAAUCCUGCAACUGACCCUUUCCUUGCUACCCACCACAUCCUAUUGGCACAUGCUGCUGCUGCUAAGCUCUACAAACAAAAUUAUCAGGCAAGUCAACGUGGAGAGAUUGGGAUAUCGCUGGUGACUCAAUGGUUUGAGCCACAUGCACACAACCGACUUGACAGAGAGGCAUCUGAAAGAGCUUUUGAUUUCUUGGUUGGAUGGUUUAUGGAGCCCAUGGUGUUUGGAGACUAUCCAUUUAUAAUGAAAGCUCUGGUGAGAGAUGGGCUGCCAACUUUUACAGAGGAGGAGAAGGAUUUGGUAAAAGGGUCUUUUGAUUUCAUAGGGAUCAAUUACUACACUUCCAGAUAUGCAGUUUCCCUCCCAUUAAACCCAAAUGAUGAACACAACAGCCAAGACCAAUUCCAACGUGUUGAGUUCAAAGUGGACAGAAAUGGAAAGCCCAUUGGUCAACUGGCACCUGGGAGCGAUGCCAUUUAUGUGUACCCACAAGGGCUAAGGGAUGCUCUGAUAUAUAUAAACAAAGAGUACAAUAAUCCCAAAAUGUACGUCACUGAAAAUGGCUAUCCGGAGAAAAGAGACGACGCGAUCCCGGUCGAGACAGCCCUACAGGACAAUGCCAGAAUUCAGCACAUUCUCAGCCAUCUAUAUGCAGUUUCAGAAGCCAGAAAGAAAGGCGCAGACGUUGAAGGGUACUUCAUGUGGGCUCUAAUGGACUGCAUGGAAAUGGGUUCGGGUUACACGGUCCGGUUCGGGCUUAACUAUACGGAUUACCUCAACAAAUUGAACCGGAUCCCUAAGAAGUCUGCAAAGUGGCUCAACUCAUUCUUGGGCGGUUCACCCAAGUGAUGUUGCAUGAGGAGCACUAAUUUAGUUGAUGUUGUACUACAAAAUUUUAUGAAUAAGAAAAUGGUCACCUUACCCUAUUCAAUCCUAUGCAUUAUUUAGGGAAAAAAAAGAUUAAUAAGUGAUUAGUGAGUAGCAUUUUCUGUCUCUUUUGUUCUUGGCAAAUAAAGUGAUCCUCAAAGCACAUUUUAUGCUGUAAAAUUUGUUGAAUUCACAUAAAUCUAGUACCAUUUUAUGAAUA